UGGGAAGCCGGCCAGUAACCUCACCACUCAAUGAUGCAAAGGUUGAAUGUAUUAUUCAGGAGACACUGAAUGAAGACGGGUCACAACAUGAGUGUGUCCCAAAGCUAACAGAGGAACUCGAUGAGGUGCAAAGACAUCAGGGUUUGCUCAGGGAGCUGCAGAAGUUGGCUGAUGAUGAGAGAGAAAGGGAGCAUGAGGACGAGAGGGAGAAGGAGCAUUACGAGUACAACUUGGCCAACGAUGAGAGCGACUUUGAGCAGAGGGACGAGGAGGAGGAGAAGGAGGAGGAGAAAGACGAGGCUGACACUGUGAAAAAAACAGAGGAGGAAAAGGAGGAAGGGGGAGACGACACGAAGGAGAAGAUGAUGGAGAAUCCACGAAUCGAAGACAGAGGGACGGACGAGGAAGAGGAGAGAGCGAAGGAGCUGGAGGAGCUGCUCGCUGAGGAAAUCACCAAGAAAGGGAAGGAGGAAAGGAACGAUGAGGAGCUCAAAGAGCUGCUUAAAGAGCUGAAGAAGAAGAGAUAUGAGGCGGUGAAAGAGAGGGAGGUCCAGAAAGUGGAGCAGAAGGAGGAGGUGGAGGAUAAGAAGAAGGACAAAGCAGAAACGGAGGAGGACCUGGAGAAGCAGAAGAUCGAGGAGAGGAGGAAGAGCGAGGUGGAGCUGAUGGUGGAGAAGGAGAAGGUGGAGAAGGAGCUGAAAGAGCUCCUCAAAGAGCAGGACAGCAAGAACAAGCCACAGCAGGAGAGGAAGAGGAAGGAGAAGCAGGAGGAGCUGGACGAACUGGUGAGGAAGAUGAAGCGGGUGCAGGAGGAGGAGGAGGAGGAGGAGACGCAGGGCGGCAAGAAAGAGGAAACGCUGGUGGGGGAGAAGAGUGAAAAGAAGGAGGAGGGAGAAGGAGAGAAGGAGCCUGAUGAGAAAGCAGAGAAUGAAGUUAAGAAGAAGGAGGAGGAAGAGGAAGUGAAGGAGGUGAAGGAGCCGCUGCAGAAGAGAGUGAUGGAGAAAGCGAGUGAUGAGGCCACACGGCAGUUUGAGCGGGAAAGGUACGAGCAUGAGGAGGAAGAGGAGGAGGAGGAAAAUGGAGAGAAUGAGGAAGACGAGGAUGAGUACGUCAGGGAGGAUGAGGAGGGUCAGGAGGAGGAAGAUGACGAUGAGGAUAAUGCUGAAGAGGAUGAAGGGGAGGAGCUGCUGGAGAUCGAAGCUGAGUUGCGCAAAGUUGCUGCAGAGCUGAGGGAACUUCGCAGAGGAUAAGAUGCACACAAACACACAAACACACCAGACUGACAAAACCUCCUUUGUUACAUUCGCAGUCACACAUCCAGUUCUCACAUUUUCCAUUUAACAGCCUUCAGAUCCCUUCAGCACUCAGAGAAAUAUCUUCAGAUGUGAAUCUGUGAAUGGACAGUAGUAGAAACUGUACAUAACUGUUGUUUCAUUUCUGCGUUUAGAUCGCCCAGAAAAAGCUCUUCCUCUUUCCCCAGUGCAUGUUUGAAUGUUUUUAAGCGUUGAGGAAAAAGAGAUGAGUUUUCUGGGAGAAUUUGAAAGUUUGUUGUGUCCCUGUCUCUGUACCGGUACAAACUCUUUGUAAGGUCAACAGGAUAUUUCUCCCUCAGUCGUAAAAAACCCUGCCAUAGACGCACAGCAUUCAGCACUUUCAUUCAGAUUUUGAUUUUGACUGCAGGUUGUGAGCAGGGCUGCAAAGGGUGGAAAAGUUCUGGUAAAUUUCCAGAAACUUUCCAUGGGAAGUUAAACUGGGGAAUUUUUGAAAUGUUCCAAGUUGGAAAAGUUACAUUGGAAUUAACUGGAAUACAUGGGAAUAUAUGAAAAUUAACAGAAAUUAAUGGGAAUUAACAGGAAACUUUGGGUAAUUUAUACAAACUGUAUCAAACAUAAACAUUUUGUUUUGUCAUGGUGUGUGCAAACUAAUACAAAUGUAAAUUUAAAAAAUGACAUUUUUGACUUUGAUUUAUCUGAGUAGAAAUUUCAUUCUUUCAACAAAAAUAAAACGUGAAUGUUGAAUAUGCCUCUUAGUUAGCCAGCUUACAUUUAGCAUAUGUGAUUUACCAGCUAGCUAGCUACUGUAACACAUUUUGAUUUAUUUUCACAAGUUAGACUUUAAUACCAUGGAUCAAAUGUAUCUACAACAGUAAUAUGAUCCAAACAGACUUGACUGGAUGUAGUCUGUGGGCUCAGAUGCAGUAGUGUGGCUGUAGUGAGCAGGAUUCUAGAUAUUGUCUGUGCAAGGUAGAAAUUCAAGUGUAUUUACAUUAAAUCUGGUUGUUUUAACCAAGAUUAUUCUACAAGUUAUUAUUUUCAACUACAUUUAAGCUCCCUGUUAUAGGCUAACCUGUAGGCUAACCAAAUUUUCCCAGUUUAUUCCCAUGGGAAGUUUCCAACUUUGAAAAUUCACGGAAACUUGCCCCCUUAGUUUUGAGUCAUGAAUACUGGCAGUUAUCCUCGAUGGUGUGUUCAAACAGAUUCCCUACUAUAAGUAAUAUGUGUAUUUCAAUAUAUAUAUAUAUAUUUUGUGCAAUAAUUGUAAGCUGUUCCUGCUGUCUGACUGUUAACGAUGUAUAUUACUGAUAUUUCUACACAGGAGUAAGUCAUUAUUUCCUCUUAAUUUCUUUGAUGAUAAAGUAGAAACGAGGAUUGUGUUUUAUUUGGCUCAUGCACUGUUAAAACCAGACUGUUUGUGACGAACCGGAGUGACACGAACAACAAAAACAGGAAAUUGAUUGUAAUUCUGCACAUUAAAUCUGAUGUUGAGCAGCACGUGGUUAGUUUGUGGCGACAGGACGUGAUGUACUUAGAGCUUACAAGGUCUAAAAGUGUCACUUCGAGUUCUCAGCCAGCUUUGCACUCUUAUCUUUAACAAGCCAAGGAGGAGUCGAGGGAGAAAGGGGAGACACUAAAGCCAUUUUGUUGUCUUUUGGUAACAGCAACAAUAACAAAAAAAAGAAGAAGAAAAAAAGCUCAGUAGUGUUACUUCAGUUUCCACAGCUGUCAUGUCAUUUGUGUAAAUAUCAGACAUCAGUCUUCAAGCCAAGGUCACAGGAAAUAUGAAGUAACAGCGCCCCCAAGAGGACACUGGGUAGAAAUGCACAGGAUAAACAGGGUUACCACUGGAGGCCCAAAGUAACUGCAAUAACACAAUACACAACUACAGCACAUGUGAAUGCAAUAAGUACUCGAAUAACUCAUAAUUUCAUGUAUUUUAAUAUGUAAUCAAAGUGCAUCAUAUUGUAGUCAUCUAGCAAAUAUAAUCUUUUUUACACACAGCCAAGAUUUACAACAUGUUUAUGUAUCUGAACACUGGGAAAGUAGCCGUAAACACGUAGUAAUCAGUCAACACGCUGUCUUAUUCCAAAGAGGAGAUGUUUGUUCACCUGAGAAUAAAGUGAAAAAUGAAUGUACUGUAGUUUUUCUUCUUUUUUCUAUAGAAGUGCAAAAUGUUUCCACAAGGAGAGAAAGACGUAGGAAAUGUCUUUGCCAUGUUGGGGAGGGGGCAUUUCAAACAAAAAUUAUAAUAAAAAACACCAUUUGUAAUAUUACUGGCCAAUCAGAGUGCUGUAUUUUGUGCCUGCUGUAUCCUCUUCUACGCUACCUGUCGAUCAAUAAACGGAAAUCAAACCAU
Molecule: messenger RNA, 3633 nt
Organism: Lates calcarifer (barramundi perch)
Lineage: Eukaryota; Metazoa; Chordata; Actinopteri; Centropomidae
Product: DNA ligase 1
Source: RefSeq, a predicted model, not a curated record